CGAAAGUCCAAAUUAGACCCCUUCUUGUGUGCCUUCUUGUGAUACUUACUGUGCGCCCGCCAUCCUCCUGCGCCACCUAAAAACUGGCAUUCAACUGGAAAAAUCAAUGGAAUCUAUUAAGGAGGAAGUCGCACCACUGUUACUCCUGCCCAAAUCAUGGGAGGUACCUGUUGUCCCCGCCGCCCUCUGUAUCAAGACACCAUUGUUGAACAUCAAACUCAAGCAAUCCCGAUAUGAAGAUAUCUGGAGUGAGGACGUGCACGCUGCAUUCAUGGAAGCCAUUGCCAUCUACCCGCCAAUGGGAAAGCGACGGCUCAGAUAUGUACGUAUACUCAAAGAAGAUCAAGAUGAAACCGCGGAGUCGUCCCGCCUCGUCAAGUCGUUCGGUCGGUGUCAACUCAUUCAGUCGUACAUUCUAGAGAAGACCGGCAAGAAUCGUACUCGGAAGCAAGUAUCAAGUCAUCUUCAAAGACUGAAGAAGAAGUACAAGAACGAUAUAACCAGUCUGUUUUCUCAGUGUCGGCAUGCUUUCCUACUGAAUUGCACUUCGCAGAACGUGCAUUGUUCUUGGAGAUCUCGCAGGUAACUCAAAGGUAUUCUGACCGAGAAGAACCGGCGCCAUCUUCCGAAGGAAUCCAGACAGAUACUUCCCCGCCUCUGUCUUCGUCCUCCAAUCAGGCUUCACCCUUUGGUGGUAUCGUCCGGGA
This is a messenger RNA of Suillus subaureus, 707 nucleotides long. RefSeq names its product TEA/ATTS domain family-domain-containing protein. Gene Ontology annotation, cellular component: transcription regulator complex. The transcript is spliced from 2 exons. Gene Ontology annotation, molecular function: RNA polymerase II cis-regulatory region sequence-specific DNA binding; DNA-binding transcription factor activity, RNA polymerase II-specific. The coding region runs from base 107 to 586 and encodes 159 amino acids. Lineage: Eukaryota; Fungi; Basidiomycota; Agaricomycetes; Boletales; Suillaceae. Gene Ontology annotation, biological process: regulation of transcription by RNA polymerase II. The record is from RefSeq and is a predicted model, not a curated record.